AUGGAGGCGAAAGAGAACAACCAGUUCGGGUUGGAGGAGAGCCAUGGAGAUCACAUCAGCAGCCGUAGUCCUGGCGCGGCCGGCUUCGUGACUCCAUUGACUUCAUCCCCAAUUCUUUCAGCUUCAAUGGUGGAGGCCUUCUUCACUCCCGGUCUCUGGAACCACCACACAAGUUCAUGUACCAUGAGCUUUGGAGAAAGCAAUAUCCAGACCGCUACAAGUGGCAUCAACUGUGUACCGAUUGGAAAACCAGUAGCCAUGUCCAACAGAGGCAUGCUUCCAUCGCCUCCUCCCGGAGAAUUCCCCCACAGCCUACCUCAUUUCCCCGUCGAUUCGGGUUUAAUCGAGCGGGCGGCAAGGCUUUCAUGUUUCGGCGGCGGCGGUAGUUUCCGUGGCAUCAGCCUCCUCGGUCCAUCUCAGUCAAUGACUCCGCCCUCUGGUGCUUCAAAGGAUGCCAUCGGGGCUCGGGUUCAGAAGGCCGAGCUAAAUGUAGUCUCACUGCCUGUCGAACAUGGAACCAUCAAAGGCAUUACGAUGAAUAACAAAAGAGAUCGAAGUAUAUCUCACGUUGGCACCUCAAACAAUAAAUCCCGUGAAGGCAAUUUCUGUGAAGAAGGCCAAGAAAGGCAUACCGGUUCAGCAGACGCAGCUGGGAAUUCAUCCUCCAGUGAUCUUGGCGCAAAUAAAAGGAGAAAAGCCACUGAGGAGACGGAGAAGGAGAAGGACCAGGUGCUAAGAGGCCUACAAUCAUCAACAGAAACCACAAAGGAUAACACUGAAACCAAAUUCAAAAGUUACAAACACAGUGGGAAAAAUGCAAAAGAUAAUUCAGAAGCAGCAAAGGAGGGUUAUGUUCAUGUCAGAGCACAGCGUGGACAAGCCACCAAUAGUCACAGUCUUGCAGAAAGAGUAAGAAGGGAGAAAAUCAGUGAAAGGAUGAAGUAUCUUCAAGAACUUGUGCCUGGUUGCAGCAAAGUAACAGGAAAAGCAGUUAUGCUGGAUGAAAUCAUAAAUUAUGUUCAAUCACUCCAAAGACAAGUUGAGUUUCUCUCCAUGAAGCUUGCAGCUGUCAAUCCACAACUUGAUUUCAGCAUAGAAGGGCUUCUGGCUAAAAAUCUUCUGCAUUCCCAUGGUGGCUCAUCAUCUGCAGCUGGAUUCUCACAGGAGAUGAUUUAUCCUCAGGUAUAUUCAUCUCAACAGGGCUUGGCGCAUGCUGGAAUCUCUUCCAUGCUUAACCCUUCAGAUGCAUUUAGAAGAACACUGAUUACUGAAAUACCGAUGGCGAGUGGUUAUAAAGAGACUUCUCUGCAGAUGCACAAUUCUUGGAACGAACAGCUUGUCAUGCAAAUGACAUAUGGUGCUAAUCCUCCUCUGAAUUCACAAGUGAUAAAUAGAAAACCUGAUGGCUUCACCAUAUAAAAAGAACGGUCCAACCGAAUUUGGAUGCUAAUAAUGUCCAAAGAUCUCAAUGGCCCUCCUAGGUUCACUGCCAUUAGGUUACUCAGAAGUCAAGUUCAAAUAAUUUCCUUGCAUACAUUUUGAGGCACACAACUGUGGAGGCUUAUCGAUUCAGAGAUCUGGUGAAGAGGUACAGGAGCUGUACAAGCUCAUCUCUCAGAUGGUUGUCACAAAAGAUUCAGUGUUCCUCUCUAUACAUCCAAAGAGCAUUCUUAGAGGUUUUCUCCCUCUAUAGCAAAUGGAGGGCAGCUUGCCUCCUGCUUGGUGUAUGCUUUUGAAAGUAAAUUUAGUAGGGAAAAAUCCAUUGCCAACAUAAAGUUUGGCUACUCAUGUAUCCCUUAGCACUAGGAGCAGAAGUUUUGCAUAGAACAAGAAAAAUCUCAGAUGUAACCCUUGGCUCUCCUGUAAACUGGGUUAAUUUUCUGGUCGAAUCAGAUCAAGAAGGGAAUCAUGUGGCACUCUUUGUUCAAGUGGAACCCAUGGUUUUAUAACAAUUCAUCAGGUUAGAAAGUUCCUUUUA
Molecule: messenger RNA, 1978 nt
Organism: Musa acuminata AAA Group (dessert banana)
Lineage: Eukaryota; Viridiplantae; Streptophyta; Magnoliopsida; Zingiberales; Musaceae
Product: transcription factor bHLH76-like
Exons: 7
Coding region: 1-1419 (472 amino acids)
Biological process (GO): regulation of DNA-templated transcription
Cellular component (GO): nucleus
Molecular function (GO): DNA-binding transcription factor activity; protein dimerization activity
Source: RefSeq, a predicted model, not a curated record